UACUGAACGUCCGGACGAAUUCCUGCAAGCCCUCUGAUUGGUAUAGAUGGCUGCAUCCUGGAGCGCCCAGAUGAGGCACCCAGCGCAAGACGCCCCGCUAGCCGAAAGGGCUCUAGCGUUUCGUGUCCUUGUUGAUUGCUUGUCACCACUUGACUUCUCUGCUGUCUCACCUGCGACUUUCACAAAUUUCCAAACGACUACAGCAAACAUCUUUUGUAUUCAUCGUCGAUUCCACUUUUGCUCACUCAUUUCAACGCUAUCAAAAUGUCCACGUCGACGUUUCUAUCGAUGCCUGGCGAGAUUCGCAACCGCAUCUACAAAUACUGUAUCGAACCAAAAGCUAUACAGAUCCCUCGCAUGCCUAAGCGCUCAAAGAACCCCUACGAACAUGCCCGCUGCGGACUGUACGGAAGCCUGCGCAACGUGUGCAGGCAAACACGCGCGGAAUUCGGACCCAUGUACAUGGCCAAGACGGUCCUUGUUAUCCACCAGGUCACCGCGAAUGAGUUCCUAUAUUCUUUCUACCCCGAAUUGAGGAAACAACAAUUAGUUGCUAGCGAACAGCUUCAGCGCGACCGCCCGACCGACAAGCUCCCUGUGUCGACUGGCGUUCCUGGCGUGCAAGGCAACAUCCAAAUCAUCACGUACUUCGGCCUCCGAUACGACGCAACACCACUGGUACGUCUUUGUACAAUGCAUCCCGCCUUCAAAGUCGCUUUCAAAGAUGCUAGCGCGUGUCUGCAUCUCGCUUCCUCAGUCAGGAACUUCUUCGUCACAAUCUCGUCCGGCGCUUUUCGUCCGCACUUGAAGCGUGUACUUGAAAGGAUCGAGAUUAUCUGCAGUACCGUACCUCAGAUUUGGUUUACUUUCCACUCCAGUAAUGUAAUGGAAAAAUUCAUGGCGCGUGUCGGGAAGUUGGAUCCACGGCAAGCUCUGAUUGAGAUGGGUGCGCCGCCCAUGGAUACGUUUGCUGUUGUCUUCACGGAUUGUACUGGAAGUGUGGAUAAGCGCUCCGAUCCGCAGGCUUGAUUCAGACAUUACUUUACGUCCAGCGCCUUCGUACCGGCGUCCAAAGAUAUCUUCGUCGCAUAUAGGUUAGCAGUCUGGAUUGUGUCCCCAUCGAGGUUCCGAUUUUGCAAAAGAACGUGGUUUCCUAAAAGCAUGUACCAAUUCCCAAACAGUCAAGCGCGUUUGCACCCUGAUUACGU
This is a messenger RNA of Alternaria rosae, 1208 nucleotides long. RefSeq lists its product as uncharacterized. The transcript has a single exon. The record is from RefSeq and is a predicted model, not a curated record. Bases 265 to 1029 code for a protein of 254 amino acids. Gene Ontology annotation, molecular function: protein binding. NCBI's taxonomy places the organism in Eukaryota, Fungi, Ascomycota, Dothideomycetes, Pleosporales, Pleosporaceae.